GCUUGCAGAACACUUUUCCAUCUUAAACAGUCUGAGACUUUCAGAGAUUUUACUUCCCUUUGGGCAGUGGCUGGAAACCUUCUUAUUGCGGUUGUGUGCCAGCUUCACCAUUGCCACCUAGCCUGUCUCGCCAUCUCUGCGAGGCGCGGCUGAGCCCGCAGUGUGGCGGCACAUGCAGGAGUAAGCAAAGCGGCACGCGUGGAUGGCUGCAUGGACGCGGUGACCCCAGCCAAGAACAGGACGCUGUGAGGCCAGGAGCUGCCCUCCGCGUCUGCCUGUGGGUAGGGGUGCCCCGAGCUUUAUGAGUUAGGCGAGAAUGUCCCCCAGAAGCCUCGUGUCCGGAGCUGGGCCUUUUGGAAGGUGGCUGCAGGGCUGGUGGGGCACCCCACCCAUCAGUGCAGUCAUCUGCUGAAGGGCUGGCGCUGACGUGCCGGUGGGAGGUGGGGUUUGGUCAGAAGAGGCGGUUCCUGGGGGGCCGCCUGGAAGGGGCCCUGUCCCUGCCCACCCCUCUGUGCUUCCUGGGUGCCCCGAGCUGAGCACUUCCCACGGCAGACCCUCCCACCGUGCCCUUGUGCCCUGGAGCCAGCUGACUGCAGCGAGUUCUUUAAAACAGCUGAGACAAGCUGGCCUGCAGUCGUGGUUGUCGGUGCUGUUUCGCCCACAGGAAAGCCGCCGGACGGAAGAAAGUGGCGUGGCUUUGCCUCUUGUUCCUCUUUCUGAAGUGGUUGAGGGGCUCCAGGGUCACCCCGGCGCAGCCUCUUUGACCGCUUCAGGCACUCUGCCAGCCGGUCGUGAGCCAGCGAAGCCUCUCUCCGGGUCGGGGAGGUGGACACGGAGGUGCAGGCGGAGAGCCUGGCUUCCGCAGUCUCGGGUCCUGGCAACCAUGUGAAUAGGACAGGAUUAAAGUGUGCUGCGAAUGGGCAAGGCGAUCUGUGUGCAGAGGGAGGUAGAGCUAUCACUAAUCACGGUUCUGGAAAUGUCAAGGUUGUAAUUCGUUCAGGUUAAGUUUAUAACUUAUUCUGUCAUAGAUGCAUAUUUUACUUCGUGUCUCCUGCACAUCCAAGACUGUGCCUGCUGCCAGGGUUGCCAGGGAGCGGCCCCGGGCCUCACGGGCCAUAUAGUGGAUGAUGCAGUAAGGAGCCGGGCCGCAGAGGGGCUUGUGUGAAGGCCUGAGGUGGUGGAGGAAGACUUCGUGCGGAGGGAGAGGCAGCGUCAGGUGGCGCGUGUUCACAGCUAGCCGUGCGCACAGAGCAGGAGAGGUCUCAGCGGAGCUUCAAGGCUGGACAGGACCCAGGGCGGAGCAGAGGACAGGGACGCAGGGGCAGCGGCAGUUUAUCGUUCCUGCCGGGCGGGGGGUGGAGAGCAGCAGGGGUCAGUGAUGCCUGGCAUGGGUCGGGGAGAGAUGUGGAGAGCUGAGUCGCACGGACAGAUGUGGUUAGAGAGCAGGGAGAGUGGACUGUAGCAAGGCCGGCUGGGCUCCUGCGACCAGGGGGGAGCCUGCAAUCGGUCUGGGACAGUGCUGACCUGCGCUGGAAGGAGGCAGCGGGGAGGCCAGCAGGGGCGCAAGCUGCGGUGUGGAGGAGAGCCAGGCUCAGGUCAAGGCACAGCCCUGGGAGGCACAGGGCCAGGUGUGCAGACGGGUGGGGGCUUGGUCUCGAGAAGGGAUUCCCAGCUAGACGGAAGCACAGCUUUGCCGGUGGUUCGCAGCCCUCGGAGACUUCCGGCCCGUUCCUAUCCACACAUGUGGUCUGCUGCCGUCCUUCGUGCGGCCGGUGAGCCCGAGUGGCCCCUGCUCCUCGUGGCUUCCGGGGUGCCCUUGGAUCUGCCCUUGUCGCUGUGGCCGCUGCUCGCCUUGUGCUGUUGUCCCGCCUGUGGGUGCAGCCUCCUGCUGGCCCUCCAGGGUCUCCUCCGGACGUGUGGCCUCACACAAGGUCACGGGCGCGGCUGCUCACCGUCUGCUCCUGUCUGGACCUUCGGCUCCGCUCCGCCAGGUGCUCAGACACCGCCUGCAUCGCACUCGAGAUGAUCUGAUGUCCUGAGUCAGACGCUUGCUAACCAUGAUGGCCACACAGACACUGAGUAUAGACAGCUAUCAAGAUGGGCAGCAAGUGAGCGCCUGCCUUUACUCUGCAUGCUAGUUGCCGCCCGCGGGCGUGGCGCUGAAAGAUGCAAGUGGUAACAGAGUUAAAAACGGAGCAAGAUCCAGUUUGCUCUGAACCAGAUGCGGAAGGAGUGAGCCCUCCCCCCGUGGAGUCUCAGACCCCGAUGGAUGCGGACAAGCAGGCCAUUUAUAGGCACCCCCUGUUUCCACUGUUGGCCUUGCUGUUUGAAAAAUGCGAGCAGUCCACGCAGGGCUCCGAAGGCACCACCUCCGCCAGUUUUGACGUGGACAUAGAGAACUUCGUCAGGAAGCAGGAGAAGGAAGGGAAGCCCUUCUUCUGUGAGGAUCCAGAAACGGACAACUUAAUGGUAAAAGCAAUCCAGGUGUUGCGCAUUCAUCUUCUUGAGCUGGAAAAAGUGAACGAGCUCUGCAAAGAUUUCUGCAGUCGGUACAUUGCUUGUCUGAAGACAAAAAUGAACAGUGAGACCCUGCUGAGCGGGGAGCCUGGAAGCCCGUACUCCCCUGUGCAGUCCCAGCAGAUUCAAAAUGCCAUCACGGGCACCCUCGGCUCCCAAGGAAUCGUGGUGCCAGCAUCUGCCCUGCAACAGGGAAAUGUCACCAUGGCGACAGUGGCAGGUGGCACCGUGUACCAGCCUGUCACAGUCGUCACUCCGCAAGGCCAAGUGGUCACCCAGGCGCUAUCUCCCGGGACAAUCAGGAUCCAGAACUCACAGCUCCAGCUGCAGUUGAACCAGGACCUCAGCCUCCUGCACCAGGACGAUGGCUCAUCCAAGAACAAGAGGGGCGUCCUGCCCAAGCACGCCACCAACGUCAUGCGCUCCUGGCUCUUCCAGCACAUAGGGCACCCUUACCCCACAGAGGAUGAGAAGAAGCAGAUCGCUGCUCAGACAAACUUGACACUACUCCAAGUCAACAACUGGUUCAUCAAUGCUAGAAGACGAAUUCUGCAGCCAAUGUUGGAUUCCAGUUGUUCAGAGACCCCGAAAACGAAGAAGAAGACUGCUCAGAACAGGCCAGUGCAGAGGUUUUGGCCGGACUCCAUUGCGUCGGGCGUGGCCCAGGCUCCACCCAGCGAGCUGACCAUGUCAGAAGGUGCCGUUGUGACCAUCACCGCGCCCGUGAACGUGAACGUGGACAGCCUGCAGUCCCUGUCCUCGGACGGGGCCACCCUGGCCGUGCAGCAGGUCAUGAUGGCGGGCCAGAGCGAGGACGAGUCUGUGGACAGCGCGGAGGAGGACGGGGGCGUGCUGGCGCCCAGCCACAUGGGCGGGCUGGUGCUGGAGAACAGCGACUCUCUGCAGUAGGGGCCUGCAGGCGCCGCCUCGUUUCACAGUUUGCACAGCAAACGUUCUACACAGUUUUAUUUCUAAUAUGUUUUAUAUGUAGAUAUAGAAAAGUGCACUUUUGUAUUUCAUAGCUUAAAAAGAGCAUCUUUGCCGGUGCAGCGGCUUCUUUCAGAUGUGUGCGUGUGUGGGUUUUUAAAGAAAUUCUUGAAGGGUUUAACGAUAGAACUGUGACGAGUGACCCCCACCUCAGUCCCUAAUUAGAUUAGGAAUAGUGCUGCCAUUUUCUAAACAAUUAUGCCGUUUUCAUCGAGUUCCGCAGCUUGCAGCAGAUGUCGGAGGGCUGCUGUGUCGGUGUCGUCCGAGAACAGGAAAGGUGCUGCAGCUGGAAGCCGCUGGCGGGGUGGCCACGGCCUGCAGCGGACUGUGUGGCGUCACCGGGAGCACUGGUGACCGCAGUGCGCCUCAGUCCCCUCGCGGUCGGCGAGCCUGUUUCAUUUGCUAUAUAUAAAAAGAAACUCCUAUUUUUACCUUGCUGGAAUUAUUGGAUAAAAAGCUAUUUUUAUAAAUUCGUUAUGAAUUGGAUUAUGACUAUAUUGAGGAUAAAAAUUUCUAGAGAAGAAACAAUACAUGCUUACAUUUCGAUUUGGAAUGUUCCGAUUGCCCUGCCCACGCUGGCUGUCGUUCCCAGGUCUCCUGCUCUCCCGGAUGGUUUGCAUUUACUGCUGAAGGAGACAACAGCCUAGUGAAACUUCGGCCUUCCAAAUUUCUGUGUACACACAGUGCUCAUGUUGCGUUUUACACAUGGUCUACACAGGCCCCGGAAGGCGUGUGCUCAGCAGGACUUGGGGUAAGCGAAGCCAAGGGAGCCCGUAGCCAGUCCGAAGCUCUCGCCGCCCCUACGCCAGUCUAAUUUAAGUUGGGCCUCAGUUACACGCUCACUUUACUGCGUUAACUGUGUACUGUUUUAGGGGUUCUUUUAGUCAGAAUAUGGUAUGCAUAGAAUGUUUAUUAUAAACUCAUGUAAAAUGUUCUCUAUCGCACUGGCUCAGAGCUGGGGUAAAUUCAGACAUCCAUGCUGUCUCACGUAAUUGGCAGAUGUGAGUGAGGUCACAGUGCGGAGCUGAACUGUGACAGUGUCCUGACAGCGGACCCCGCCGGGUCACCUCACACACACUUGUUUCCUGUUAUGUGUUGUUGCUUCGGAGUUCCUUGAGCCCUCCGCGCUCACUGGAUUCCCCAAGAUCUGGAGUAAUUUGGAGACUUCUCGUUCCUGGUGACACACUGAAAGAGUGGCUGGGUUUUAUUUUCUUUGGUGUUGGUUUGUUUUCGUUUACUCAGGAGCAGAUACUUUUCUCAGAGAGAAAGCCAGCCACCUGCCUUGUGCAGUGUGUCUUGGUGUCACUGUGGACAGGGUGCCUGCAGUCCCCGGCCGACAGAGGAGCGUGCGGGUUGCCAUGGCCACCAGCUCUUGUGGCACAGGAGUACUGACUGGCGUAGACCAGGGUUACGUCAGGGACCUGGUUAGGCAGGUGGGUUGUUUUUUUCUGAGACAGAUUUCCCCCCACAAACGUAUGACGACGAGUCACAGGGAGCACGUCCCGGGCAUCCUGGCAGGCGGAGACUUCUUUAAACCCAUUUCAGGAGCUUUGGCUCCCAGAAUACCUUGGUCAUCAGCAUUUCUGGGGAGAGAAGAACUUUUUCAUCAGCCACUGCAUAACUUAUUUAUAGUUUUCAGUAUUUUAAGUCAGGUCUGCACAAGGCUAAGAGAUCAUUUUAACUUUAUUUAAAUGCCAACUUUGUUGGACUUCUUAAAACUAAGACCUGGGGGAGCCCCAGCUGCCCCUCGCCCAGCCGCCUGCUCUUGGCAGAGCAGGGAAGAAGUGCUCGGAAUGUGCUCUCUUGAGAGGCCGUCCUGUCUGCCGUGGUGUAGAGGCGGGGGGGCCCAGCCUGUGGAGCCCUGGCUGCUUCGGCCGCCCUGGCUGGGCUGUGACCGCCUGCUGAGAGGCGCAGCCGCCUUGUGCAGUGGGGGGCGGGUCUCUUCAGCCCGAACUUGUCUGCUAACUUCAGAGGAGUGAGAUGCAGACGGUGAGAGAAGCCCUGGGCCGUGGUCCCCUUCCCCUCUCCGUGUGUGACGAAGGUGCUGUUAAACAGCGUCCGCACGGCCAGCCGUUCUGGCUCAGGAUCGCUGCCCAGCCUGUUGGUGGUCAGUGUGCAGUGCAGAAGCACCUGUUCUGGGGCCCUCGUUCAGUGGGGAGACUCCGGAAGUGCGGUCUGUUUGCGCUUCAUUUUAAAUGGCCAGAUCCGAUUCAGUCUUAGUCUGGUCCUUGUUAAAUUCCUCCCUUGAGCAGCGCCUUGCGAGUGUGUCGUGAGACCCGCAGCCAGCCACCGUCAUCCCUGCUGUUCUGCUCACCCCAGCAGGCCCCAGCUGGUGGGCUCAGCUCUCCUGUUUUUGCGUCCAGAUAGUCGGCUAGUAGAAGCGUCUAUCCAGUACGCAGAGUGGCCUUGACAGCCGGGGGCUCCGGGGACGGCCCUAUAGCCGGCGAAGGGCCCAUCGCCUCCUGUGUGUGGACGCGGGGACACUUUGCUCUCGUGGACAAGCUGCAGCGAGCUGCCAGGGUGCUGCCGUCCUGAGAGCCCUCCCUGCAGUUAGUGACAGAACUAACUCAGCAGUCUGCCUUUUUUAGUUAUGUUCGGUCUUUGAAACUGACAAUCUUUAAAAUGUGAAUACUGUAACAAUGUUUUCUGGAUUGUUGUCUUUAAAAGGACUUUUGUGAAGCAAUUGAUUUAUCAAAGCAAAAAAAUUAAAAAUAGAAACAUGCCUUA
Messenger RNA from Chinchilla lanigera (long-tailed chinchilla), 6231 nucleotides. It is a transcript of the gene Pknox1, whose product is annotated as PBX/knotted 1 homeobox 1. The transcript has 12 exons. The record is from RefSeq and is a predicted model, not a curated record. The coding region runs from base 2167 to 3426 and encodes 419 amino acids. NCBI's taxonomy places the organism in Eukaryota, Metazoa, Chordata, Mammalia, Rodentia, Chinchillidae. Gene Ontology annotation, molecular function: RNA polymerase II cis-regulatory region sequence-specific DNA binding; DNA-binding transcription factor activity, RNA polymerase II-specific. Gene Ontology annotation, biological process: regulation of transcription by RNA polymerase II; angiogenesis.